GGCCUAACAAGUGCGCCUGAGUUAACCUCCUAUAAAACGGGGCUCUGCGGGUUUUAAGUGAUUUGAGCCACCGUCCCUGCUGUGUUGUGACUGCUCUUCCAUCGCCAUCAUGGGGGGCCUAAACAUGACAAUGGUUAAUUCUCUGUCGAUCUUACUGGGAUCAGUGCGCUACCCAAACAGCAGCCUGCAGAUACAUCACGAUUCGAAGAUGUCAAGCUCCUCAGACGGAGGCUGUGGAUGUCAUCAGAAAUCUUGUUGCCACGACCCCUGUGCCUUAGAUCCUCCGGAAGUCCUCAGGGACCCUUUGGAAGGAAUUCCCGCAGACGAUGAAAGUCUCUCCAUUUUGGUGGGCCUCCAGUGGCCCAGGAGAGAUUUUUCUUGGUAUAUGGAAGUCAUCGUGGAAUUUAUCAAGCCAAAAGUUGCAACGAAAAGGCAAGCCAGUGAUCGAAAGAAAAGACAAGCCAGUGAUAUUCUUUCUCCUACAGAAGUUAUUAUUGAAGACCCUUUUUUCGGGAGUACUACCCGUUCUGCGCAAACAACUCAAACCACUACCUCCUCUCCCGAGUUACCAACUAGUGAAGGCAUUACCUUCACUACCGAGCACACCACUCCUGUGCCAACAACUACUCAUGGCACUACCACCACUCCUCAAGGCCCUACCACCACUUCUCAAGGCCCUACCACCACUCCUCAAAUCCCUACCACCACUCCUCAAGGCACUACCACCAUUCCUGGGUCAAUAACUACUCAAGGCACUACCACCACUCCUCAAGACACAACCUCCAUUCAUGGGUCAACAACUACUGAAGGCACUACCUCCACUACUGAAGGCACUACCACAACUCCCGAAGUAACUACUCAAGUAAUAACACCACCAGAUAAUCCUAUCAGGGGGUCAGUGAAUUUUACUAAUGUCACAGAUGAAGAGAUUUCGUUGGCGAGGGAAUUCGCAAAGGAAAUGGCAUUAGAGAGUGUUUUUCAACUCGUAAGCCAGGAUACAGCACCUCAACAGAAAGCGGGAUUAGUAGAAGGAAAAACCCAGCUGGAGAAAAAGGACGAAAUAGAAGCAGCAAUGGAAGCCGCAAACAUCACCUUCAGUGAGGAUGACCCUUCCCUGAAGCACCAGUCCGCCUUCAGGAGAACGGACCCAAUUUCUACUAUGAUGGCUCGUGGUGGUUUGAUACAAAUCGAAGCAACGAGAGUCUUCCAAGAAAGCUUCUCGAUACCUGGAGAGGCUGUGUCGGGCCUAGUGAUUUUCGGUAACCUUAGCGGUUGUUCCGAUGAGUUAAUUGAUUUCGAGAGGCCGCAGUUUGUAGUUUGUGAUCCGAGCAGCCCGUACCGCAAGUUGGACGGUAGUUGCAACAACUUGGCCAACUCUUUCUGGGGAGCAGCUUUUAGGCCCUACAGGAGAGAUUUGCGUGCUGAGUAUGAUGACGGCAUCUCGACCUUCCGGAGGUCAGUAGUAGGAAGCUCUGACCUCCCGAGCGCCCGCCUAGUCAGCACGGCCAUCAACAGGAUCCGGAGCGAAGGAUCUCACAAUUUCUCCAUUUUGCACAUGACUUUCGGCCAGUUCCUUGACCAUGACCUCGUCGCUACCCCGCUCGCUCAAGUUACAAGUAGUAUUUACGGUGGUGGUGGCCCCGUUAGAUGCUGCGAAACCCCCUUCUUGCAUCCGGAAUGCGCUCCAAUUUCGAUACCGGAUGCCGACGAAUUCUACAGUUGCCACGGUCAGACUUGUAUGGAAUUCGUCCGUUCAGCUCCGAUUCAGCCUUUUUGUCGCUUCUUCCCCAGGGAGCAAGUAGUCAGCAUUCGGCCUACCUGGACGGCUCCGUCAUCUACGGGGUCCGGCCUCAUCAGACUAACGAGCUUGAACUUUACCUGUGGACUUCUGAAAGGACAGGUGACCGAAGAUGGUCAAAUGCUUCUUCCUCAAGAACUUAACUUGCAAGAUGGGUGUAAUACGAAGAGCAUGGUAGGCGAGGGGAAACAUUGCUUUAAGGCAGGAGACGGUCGAGUGAACGAGCAGGUGUUGCUGACGUUCUUCCAAACUCUGUUCGCCCGAGAGCACAACAGGAUAGCAAAGAUCCUUUGCAAGUGUAACGGGGAUUGGGAUGACGAAAAGGUCUUUCAGGAAACCAGGAAGAUCGUUUGGGCUUUGCUGCAGCAAGUCACCUACAACGAAUUUCUGCCGACUAUCAUUGGUCCUACGCUCAUGACUUCUUCAAAACUUUUCCCGCUGAAAGGGGACCAACAAACCAACGAUUACGAUCCAUAUAUCAACGCUGCGAUUGCAAACAACUUUGCCACAGCCGCCUAUCGAUUUGGCCACAGCCUCAUAGCUGACAAUCUGCUGUACGUCACGAGACACGGGAGGACAUCCCCUAAGCCACUGUCAACUCUGUACUUCAAUCCAUUCGAAUUCUACCAAAGGGACGCCAUGUGCGACGUCGCUCGAGGAGGACUGAACCUCCCCGAGGAUAAAAUGGAUCCUUAUUUUACCUUGGAGGUGGCAGGAAAACUAUUCAGAGGUCCUCAUCCCUUUGGCCUUGAUCUUCUUGCACUGAACAUACAGAGAGGACGAGACCAUGGCUUACCUCCGUACAACAGGUGGAGGGUUUUCUGCGGGCUCAAGUCAGCGUCAUCCUUCAGCGAAUUGAGUAAAGAAAUGACCCAGGAUAGAAUUGACGCCCUAAAGAAAGUAUACAUGAGCGUUGAGGACAUCGACUUAUACGCUGGAGGAGUAUCGGAAAAUCCUAUCCCUGGGAGUAUUUUGGGUCACACCAUGACCUGUCUCAUUCAUAACCAGUUCUUUAGAAUGAAGUAUGGAGACAGAUACUGGUUUGAGUACAAGGACAGUCCAGGAGCCUUCAAUCCAGCACAAAUGGAACAGUUGCAUAACGCGACCCUUGCAAUGAUCAUGUGCAACAAUCUACCAGAACUUGAGUAUGUCCAGCGAUGGCCCCUCAAGAGCCCCGGGCCAGAUAACCCAAAGAUUUGCUGCAAAUCCAUCCGCCGGUACAGCUUGAAGCCUUGGACCCCUCUGUGCCCCGAGGACAAAGAUCAGGACGAAGAUUGCCACGAGAGGAAAACAAUGGAAAAAGUACAUAAUUCAUAUCAUUAGAAGAUAAUGUGAUUAUUGAAGUUAGUUUAUAGUUGUGCCCUUGGUAAAUAAUCCACAGCUAAUUUUCAAAAUAUUGGUCGUAUGUUGUGUUAAAAUAAUAUAAUUGGCAACUCAAUAAAGAAAUGAUUUUGGC
Molecule: messenger RNA, 3254 nt
Organism: Macrobrachium nipponense
Lineage: Eukaryota; Metazoa; Arthropoda; Malacostraca; Decapoda; Palaemonidae
Product: chorion peroxidase-like
Biological process (GO): response to oxidative stress
Molecular function (GO): peroxidase activity; heme binding
Source: RefSeq, a predicted model, not a curated record